AUGUGGCGGACGCGUGCACCGGCGUCUCAUGCCACCGGAGCGAGCACGGCGACGACGGGACCGGCAAACUUGGUGCUGCUGGACGCCUGUCAGAACUUGUUCAUUGUCUCGGGGCGGAUCCGGGCCCAGCCAGGCCGCAAGUAUUGCAGCUGGCCCGUCUUCUGGCGCUGCGAACGAGGAUAG
Molecule: messenger RNA, 183 nt
Organism: Peronospora matthiolae
Lineage: Eukaryota; Oomycota; Peronosporomycetes; Peronosporales; Peronosporaceae
Source: the annotation of a GenBank genome assembly